Molecule: messenger RNA, 906 nt
Organism: Esox lucius (northern pike)
Lineage: Eukaryota; Metazoa; Chordata; Actinopteri; Esociformes; Esocidae
Product: complement C1q-like protein 2
Exons: 5
Coding region: 346-906 (186 amino acids)
Molecular function (GO): protein binding
Source: RefSeq, a predicted model, not a curated record
UGCUCAGAUUUACAGGCUUCUAAUUACAGCCACCUGGACAAAGGGUGGAUAUGGACUAAUAAUUGUUCAAAGACAAACUUUUGGCGGGUCUUUUGUAGUUUUUCCGAAUUCAAAAUAUGCCAAUGAUUAAUGUUGUGUGUGUGCAGCUUUCCUCACAUCUCCCCGUGGUAUCUCACGCCCGCUACGAUAGCGAAUUACACACUGGAUUGAAUUUUUCUCAUAGCUGCGUCGUUUGGCAUUGGAUUGAGUAGUACAACGACAAUACAAACAGAACUAGUCAUUCGCAGAAUAACAUGAGGACAUUUUACAUCACUGUAAAAGAGGUCUAAAAGGACUUAUCUUCUCAUGUGGAAUCUUUGGACCAGGACUAAGCACACAUCUUUCAUUGUCAACGUCACCAAAGGUCAGGACGAUAAGCCGGAUAUUGGGGCUGAGCUGAAGGAACACGAGCAAAAGGAGGAGACACAGGGAAGCGUGAUCACAGAGAAUAAAGGGUACAAUGUGGCCUUUUCUGUAACUUUGGGAUAUAGUGGUUACUAUGGACCCUUCAGCAUGCCCACUGCUUUGGUCUACAGGGACAUCAUCACUAACGUUGGCAAUUCCUACAACCCAUCAAAUGGUUUCUUCACAGCACCGGUGAGGGGUGUGUACUUCUUCACUAUCAGGAUGUUUGCAAUUUUGAACCAAGGAGGUUAUGUGAGAGCUUCUCUUAACCACAAUGGCGUUACGAAGAUGGUGGCAGAAAAAUAUCAACCUGCUACAUUGAUUGAGCAAUACACAGAUAAUUCUGUUACUCUGCUGCUAGAGAAAAGUGACACCAUCAUUGUUAAUCUCGAUGCAGGAAAAAUCUAUGAUGAUAAGGAGAAGAGAAAUGCCUUCACUGGUUUUUUGCUUUUCCCCAUGUGA